Molecule: messenger RNA, 1437 nt
Organism: Nerophis lumbriciformis (worm pipefish)
Lineage: Eukaryota; Metazoa; Chordata; Actinopteri; Syngnathiformes; Syngnathidae
Source: RefSeq, a predicted model, not a curated record
AUGGCGGCGUCUGUGUGCCGAGUCGGGAGCACCGUGGGUCGUGUACUUGCCAAAACCCGCAGUCCCCUCUUGCUGUCUCUAAGGCGGGGACAGGCUUCAGUUAGCUAUGCCCAAAGCCUGCUGGGAGCCCCUGAAACCCGUGUCACUUCCUUAGAUAAUGGAUUGAGGGUCGCAUCAGAAGAGACGGGACAUGCUACAUGCACGGUUGGACUAUGGAUCAGUGCUGGUAGUCGUUAUGAGAGUGAAAAGAACAAUGGAACAGGCUUUUUCCUGGAGCACUUGGCCUUCAAGGGAACCAAGAAGCACCCUCAGUCAGCAUUAGAGCAGCAGGUGGAAGCUAUGGGUGCUCAUUUGAGUUCCUACACAUCCCGCGAACACACCGCAUACUACAUGAAGACUUUGGCUAAAGAUCUGCCUAAAGCUGUAGAGCUUCUAUCGGAGGUGGUGCAGAACUGUUCACUGAGUGAGGCGGAGAUUGAGCAGCAGCGGGGUGUAGUGCUACGCGAACUGGAAGAAGUCGGAGGCAACCUGCAGGAGGUUUGUCUUGACCUGCUGCAUGCAACUGCCUACCAGGGCACUGCACUUGGCCACAGUGUGCUGGGACCAUCCAACAAUGCUAGAACCAUCACCCGCCAGGAUCUAGUGGAAUACAUCAACAGCCAUUAUAAGGCUCCUCGCAUGGUUCUGGCUGCAGCUGGAGGUGUGAACCAUGAAGAGCUGGUUAGUUUGGCCCAGUCACAUUUCAGCGGAAUGUCCUUUGAAUACGAGGGAGAUGCUGUUCCUGUGUUGUCGCCCUGCAGGUUUACUGGAAGUGAGAUUCGCAUGCGUGAUGAUGGUCUGCCACUAGCACACGUUGCCAUCGCAGUGGAGUGUGCUGCUGCUGCUAGCCCGGACAUUGUGCCUCUCAUGGUGGCUAAUGCUGUCAUCGGAAGCUAUGACCUCACUUGCGGUGGGGGAAAGAACAUGAGCAGCCGUCUGGCCCGCCUGGCGGCAGAGGAAAACCUGUGUCACAGUUUCCAGGCGUUUUACUCACCUUACAGUGACACCGGCCUGCUGGGCAUUCACUUUGUGACUGAUAAGCAUCACAUUGACGACAUGAUGCACUGGUCCCAGAAUGCCUGGAUGAACUUGUGCACCACAGUCACCGAGAGUGAUGUAGCCCGAGGCAAGAAUGCUCUGAAAGCUGGAAUGGUGGGACAGCUCAACGGAACAACACCAAUUUGUGACGAAAUCGGCAGACACAUGCUGUACUACGGACGUCGCAUUCCUCUGGCCGAGUGGGAUGCUCGCAUCGACGCUGUGACCCCCAGGAUGGUGCGUGACAUUUGCUCUAAAUACAUCUAUGAUAAGUGUCCAGCUGUGGCAGGUGUCGGCCCCAUAGAGCAGCUGCCUGACUACAACAGAAUGCGCAGUGGCAUGUACUGGCUGAGGUUUUAA